ACCCACACCCUUUAGAAGUUAGAACCCAUUUCCCUCUCAUUACAUUUCCACUGCAUUUUCUUGUUGGGCUUUGUGAAAAACUUGUGUUCAGCUUUCCCGGAUCCUUCGUGUUGGAGGACAUAGAUAUGGAGCUCCAAUUGGAACUAGCACUUUCGUCCAGUUCGGGUAGAGGGUCCGACCCGAAUCAAGAUUGUAACCGGAGGAGAAAACGCUGUUUUGAUACAGCGUUUUUGGGUGUCAUGGAAAGUGUGGAUUCGCCGCAAACGUUGCCGUUGCUGAUAUGGGACGAGAAGCAGAGGAGCAACGGAGAAUUACAUGAGCAAAAGCGCAUUCACGACUUAGCCGCCUCCGACAGAAAUGUGGAGGAUGAUGUGUUGGUGGGUUGGCCGCCGGUGAAGUCUUGGAGGAAGCAGUUCGGCCAUCACAGCCGCCGCGUAUGCGCCACCAACUACGUCAACGUCGAGCAUGGCGGCGGCGAUGGUGGUGGGAGGGGAUUGAAUUCGAUGUACGUGAAAGUGAAAAUGGAAGGAGUUGGGAUAGGAAGGAAGGUUGAUUUAAGCAGUCAUCGCUCUUAUCAGACACUUAUUGCCAAACUCAUUGCCAUGUUUGGAAAAUGUGAGGACAAUGUGGAGACUUACAAGCUCACAUAUCAAGACAAGGAUGGUGAUUGGGUGCUUGCUGGGGAUGUACCCUGGGAAACUUUCGUCCACUCAGCGCAACGUUUGAAGUUGCAAAAGAACGGCUACUGAUUAUAAAUUGCAGGGUUUUUAUAUAGAUACAUAGAUAGAUUAUAUGUAUAAUUAAUAUAGCUACAGAGUAGCCUGCAUAUAUACACCUUUGUUUUUGUCUCUUUCAAGUGUUUAAUGUCAUGUCUAAUGAUGCUCCGACAA
Messenger RNA from Sesamum indicum (sesame), 890 nucleotides. RefSeq names its product auxin-responsive protein IAA28. Gene Ontology annotation, cellular component: nucleus. The record is from RefSeq and is a predicted model, not a curated record. Gene Ontology annotation, biological process: regulation of DNA-templated transcription. Lineage: Eukaryota; Viridiplantae; Streptophyta; Magnoliopsida; Lamiales; Pedaliaceae.